AUGUCGCUACCCUCUCACCAACAAUCAUACCUCGAUGAACUCGCCCAGAAGCUAAAGUCCGCCAAUCCAGAAGACACCCUGCAGUUCUGUGCCGACUUCUUCAACCAAAAGCUUUCCCUCGAACGCUCAUCCGCCCGCCCCUCCUCCAACAAAGGCGGCUUCGCAAACGGCAAGAUGGCUGAUACCGCCGGACCUUUUGCUGCGGGCAAGAACGUCAAUUCGAUACAAGAGGAGGAUGAGGAACAUGACACCUUAGGCUCACCUACCGACUCCCGCUUCAAGGCCAGGGAUGUUGGGUCAUCGCCGUUUCAGAACGCUUCGCCCUUUGGUGCCGCCGCUGGCGGUGCCGCUGCAGGAGGCGCAGGAGGAAGCCUGUUUGGCAACUGGCUAGGCAGUCAAGGACAAUCAGAGCAAGAUACCUCUGCGCAACCCUUGCCCACCAACUAUUCAGGUAACCGCCGCACCUCGGUGUCCGCUGAAUCCAUGCAACCCGAUGCCGAAUCCUCCAACUGGAAGCCUCCCAAACACCAGAAGACUCCAGAUCAGCUCGAGCGCCUGAAGAAAGCUGUCUCGGCCAACUUCCUUUUCUCCCAACUUGAUGAGGAUUCUUUCACCACCACGCUUGACGCUCUCGUCGAGAAGUCCAUCCCAGCCCCCAACAUCAAGGUCAUUACUCAAGGUGACGAGGGAGACUACUUCUACGUAAUUGAGCAAGGCAGCUUCGACAUUUACAUCAACUCGUCAGGUGCCCUUCAACCUGGUCCAGAUGGCAUGGGCAACAAAGUCACAACCAUCGGCCCUGGCGGCAGCUUUGGUGAGCUGGCACUCAUGUACAAUGCUCCCCGAGCUGCCACUGUCGUCAGUUCUAGCAAGGGCGGCUUGUUGUGGGCCCUCGACCGUGUCACCUUCCGCCGCAUCCUUAUGACUAGCGCAUUCGAGAAGCGCAAGAUGUAUGAGGGUUUCCUCGAGGAGGUUCCAGUACUGGCUUCGCUUAAACCAUACGAGCGAGCCAAGAUCGCAGAUGCCUUGGAAACGGUCAAAUUCGAGGCUGGAAGCAACGUCAUCACAGAGGGCGAGCCGGGUGAUGCUUUCUAUUUGUUGGAGUCUGGUGAAGCUACCGCGUGGAAAGCUGGCGUUGACCAUGCCCUCAAGGAGUACAAGAGAGGCGAUUUCUUUGGUGAGCUCGCUCUCCUUGAUGACAAACCUCGUGCUGCCAGCGUUGUGGCCAAGACCAAUGUGAAAGUGGCUAAACUGGGACGUGACGGUUUCAAGAGGUUGUUGGGCCCGGUUGAGGGCAUUAUGCGACGAGAAGAGUACGAGACUCCGGAGCAGCUGGAUCCUCUGAGUCAGCAGCGGACCGUCACAUAG
Cyphellophora europaea CBS 101466 is the source of this 1368-nucleotide messenger RNA. RefSeq lists its product as uncharacterized. Bases 1 to 1368 code for a protein of 455 amino acids. Gene Ontology annotation, molecular function: cAMP-dependent protein kinase regulator activity. Lineage: Eukaryota; Fungi; Ascomycota; Eurotiomycetes; Chaetothyriales; Cyphellophoraceae. The record is from RefSeq and is a predicted model, not a curated record. Gene Ontology annotation, cellular component: nucleus; cAMP-dependent protein kinase complex. Gene Ontology annotation, biological process: regulation of protein phosphorylation. The transcript has a single exon.